Messenger RNA from Mugil cephalus (flathead mullet), 5777 nucleotides. Its product is annotated as AP2-associated protein kinase 1-like. Gene Ontology annotation, molecular function: protein kinase activity; ATP binding. The coding region runs from base 683 to 4093 and encodes 1136 amino acids. The record is from RefSeq and is a predicted model, not a curated record. Lineage: Eukaryota; Metazoa; Chordata; Actinopteri; Mugiliformes; Mugilidae. Gene Ontology annotation, biological process: protein phosphorylation. The transcript is spliced from 21 exons.
UAAGGUAAACUAACAGGAAGUCACUGCUCGUUUGACCAAUCACAUGAAGAACAGUGGAGCAGGACGGAGUCCACACAGAGAGAGGAGUCACUCUUCCUCCUCUCCGGUGUCUGCCGUAUGUGUGUGUGUCUGUAGCUCCGGUAGCUCCGGCUUUAAGAUCACCUCUUUGACCAGCCUCCUCAAAGCCUGCUGCUGGACUCACAAACACCGGAGCUCUGCCAAGUUCACCGCGACGCAGACGCGGAGAGCAGCCGGUGAACGUGGUAACAUUUGUGGAGGAGGAUAUCGGUGGAGAUGUGUAGCGAGGACCUACCUGGCCAGUCUGUUGACACCUGGCACCUAGCCGCGUAGCUAGCUGCUAACAAGUGUUCUCGGGCUAAUAAGCCUGGCUGCUAGUGGGCUUAGUUUAGAGUGGAAACCCGGGGACUUCUUAGCAGUGUUUGACCCCGCCUGCUGUUGACAGCAUGAGUUAUCCAAGGAGUGGAGCAGGAGCAGGAAUAUUUUGAGGUCCAGCUAGUGUAGCUAGCUUUUAGCUUGACGCUAGCUAGCUGCAUUCAUUCAAUUACUGGAUCGUUAACACCUGUACCCCAAGUGAAAAGGGACUGACAAACCCGAACCGUACUUGUUGUUUCGACGCUGCUACGUUAAGGACUGUUUCGUGCUCGGGAUAACAUCUGGAGAAAUGAAGAAAUUUUUCGAUUCUCGCCGGGAGUUUGCGGGCUCCGGGCCUGGUUCCGGGGCCGGUGGAGGAGGCGACAGCUUCAUCGGACGCGUCUUCAGCAUUGGACGAUAUCAAGUGACCGUCGAGGAAAUUGUUGCCGAAGGAGGUUUCGCUAUAGUGUUUCUGGUGCGGACUCAUCAAGGCCAACGUUGUGCACUGAAAAGAAUGUAUGUCAACAAUGAACAUGACCUGCAGAUCUGCAAGCUCGAGAUACAGAUUAUGAGAGACCUGGUGGGUAACAAAAACAUUGUCGGCUUCCUGGACUCCAGCAUAGCUGCCGUCGGAGCUGGUGAUGUGUGGGAAGUCCUAAUCUUAAUGGACUUCUGUCGAGGUGGGCAGGUGGUAAACCUGAUGAACCAGCGGUUGCAGACGGGCUUCACUGAGGCAGAGGUCUUACAGAUCUUCUGUGAUACGUGCGAGGCGGUCGCUCGACUCCACCAGUGCAAAACUCCAAUCGUCCAUCGAGAUCUCAAGGUGGAAAAUAUUCUUCUACACGACCGGGGACACUACGUCCUCUGUGACUUCGGCAGCGCCACCAACAGAUUCCAAAACCCUCAGACGGAGGGGGUGGCCCUGGUAGAGGAAGAAAUCAAAAAAUACACUACUCUGUCAUACCGCGCUCCAGAGAUGGUCAACCUCUAUGGAGGCAAAGUCAUCACAACAAAGGCAGACAUUUGGGCGAUGGGUUGUCUGCUCUAUAAGCUGUGUUUCUUCACGCUUCCUUUCGGUGAAAGCCAGGUGGCUAUAUGUGACGGUACUUUUACGAUCCCCGACAACUCCCGCUACUCCCAAGAAAUGCACUGUCUCAUUAGAUACAUGUUGGAACCUGACCCCGACAAGAGGCCAGACAUCUACCAAGUUUCCUACUUCGCCUUUAAACUGGCUCGACGAGAGUGUUCAGUCCCAAAUGUACAUAAUUCACCCAUUCCUGCAAAACUUCCCGAGCCAAUCAGAGCCAGCGAAGCAGUAGCCAAAAAGAGUCAGACCAAAGCCAGGCUCACAGACCCCGUUCCUACCAUGGAAACCUCAAUUGCACCUCGACAACGGCCCAAAGCUGGCCAGGCUCAGCCCCAGCCCAUAUCGGGCAUCCUCCCCAUCCAGCCAGCUCUCACCCCUCGUAAGAGGCCUAAUGUGGCACCUGGAACUCCUCAGGCCAUAGGUACUGGUAUCAAUGUUCCAGCUGCAGCCGCUGUCCAACCUGCUCAACAGGCUCCUGCUGCACAAGCUGCACCGCAGCCCGCACACAUGGCCAACAUGCAACCACAGGCUACACCUCAACAUCAGCAGCUCCUCAUGAAGCAGCAACAGGCCGCGGCCUUCUUGAGCCCACAGAGUAACCAGCAGCAUCAACUGGUACAGAAACACCACCACCAACCACAGCAGCAGCAGCAAACACCUUUUCAAGCAGCUACUCUGGUGCAGUCCAAACCUAAACCUGUUCCUCUGCAGCAGCAGCAACAUGUAGCCUAUGAAACAGCAGCGCCACAUCUCACACCCAUCCCUGAGUCUGCAGCCAUUGGUCCUGCAUGUGACCCAGAGACGGCUGGCAGAGGAAUCCACAAAGUCGGCUCCUUGACGCCCCCCUCGUCACCAAAGAUGGCCCCUAAGAGCGGCCACAGACGCAUCCUGAGCGAUGUCACCCACAGCGCCGUAUUUGGGGUCCCAGUUAGCAAGUCCACCCAGCUGCUUCAGGCAGCUGCAGCUGAGGCCAGCCUGAACAAGUCUAAAUCAGCCAGCACCACUCCUUCUGGCUCCCCCUGCUCGUCCCAACAGAGUGUGUAUCAUCCCGGUGAAGCUGAGGCCCCGUCGGUACCUGCCGCAUCCAGAUCUCAGCCCAGCUGGAACCCCUUUGGAGAUGAUAACUUUUCCAAGCUAACAGCUGAGGAGCUACUCAAUAAAGACUUCGCAAAGCUGGCUGAGAGUGCUGCAGCAGGAGAGAAGGCCUCGGGCUCCAGUGAAAAUCUCAUCCCAGGGCUUAAUUCUUUUCCAGCCGAAAGAUCUGCAGACGUCACGGGUGCAGGUUCAGCACUGUUGACUGUCCCGGACCCCUUUAAUACCUUCUCACUCUCUGACACAUCAGAGAAGCUGAUCGAGGGAUUGAAGUCCCCUGAAACUUCUCUGCUGCUUCCUGACCUCUUAACCCUGGCUGACCCCUUCAAUGCUUCUGCAGAGAGCUCCACCAAUGCAAAAGCAGAGGUGUGCAUGGAUUCAUUGAUUCCUGGCCUGGAAGCUCCUCAGGCCCAGCGACAUUCAGGCCAACCAGAGCUCAUCCCGGCCAGCAUGCCAGACUCUCUCACUGGGGAGGACUCUUUGCUGGGUUGCGAUCUCUUAUCUCACGCUUCUCCUGGAAACCAGUCUGUUUCUGCUCUCCCUUCCUCCUCCUGCUCCUCUGCUCCUCCUACCUCUGGCGCUGGGUCCUGUCUGGAGGAGCUGCCACCUGCUUCUGACUCUGCUUUCCUCAUGUCGUGUGGGGAGAAGGGCAAUGGCGACGAGUUUGACCCUAUUCCCGUGCUCAUCUCCAAAAACUCGAACCAAGACCUGCAAGGGGAGAGUAAUGGCUACUCUGUGCUCGAGGAGGGUCAAGAGACUGAACCCCUGGAAGGAAUUUCUCAGAAAACCGAGGACUGCGUUCACUCCAGCGACGAAGACGAGGAGAAGGAAGCCAGCAAGGACGAGCAGCUGGACGGGGAAGCCAUCGAGAGUGACGUAGCAGCCCACGACUGCAGCGGCUCCAGGCCUCUGCUGCAGGACUCCGAGGACGAAGAAGAGCAACAGUUGGCUCUCCCCUCCGCGCUGCACUCCAGCUCAGCGUCGACGCAACCUCCCGCUACCUUCCACCCGCCUGCUCCCGGCGCCUUUGCUCAGAAUCACUCCCAGCACGUCCACGAGUCAGCGGAGGGACCGGCCGCAGCUGCGGACAUCUUCUCCAAAGCGCCCUUUCGGAUUGCGCAAGAAGAAUCGUGCGACGUGUUUGCCAACGCUCCCUUCCCGCGCGCGGCCCUCCCGGCUCAGCAGCAGCUCGACGUGUUCUCUCAGGCUCCCUUCGGGAAAAGAAAGGACGCCGCGGGGGCGCAGCCGAAGACCUCGCACACGCACGCGCCUCACGCCGCGGCCUCCGACCAAGGAGCGUUGGGACAAGUUGCCCAACAGCCGUUCCGCCCUCAAGCUCUGGCCAAAUACUCCCGACACUUCGAGGGGCCCGUGCCUCAGCAGCCAGUAGCAGCUCACAGAGUGGUGUCCAGCGUGAGCAGGCAGCCCGCUGUGGCGUCGGUCCCCGUUGGGCCUCUUCACUCAUGGACCUCAGGAGUGAACGCUGUAGACCCGUUCGUCUCCGCGCCCUUUCACCACAAGGCCCCUCAAGAAAAGCCCUAACCGCGCACCGAAGAGGCCGGCGCCGUGGGAACCAGCACCGCCAAUUUAUGCAAACUGUUCUAGGGCACACUGCAUGCUGUCACCAGCGCUGCAGCUGGACUGCAGGCCUGCAUGGAUCUCAUUCUUAACUGGCUGUUCUCCGAUUGUGCAAGGCCGUCUUUACAAUGGCGCCGUCGCAUCUUUUUAGCCUGUCUUUAAUCUUUCCGACAUGCAUCUACAUGAGGACAGUGCGGUGGUCAAGCACUUGAUUGUUUUCUUGCCUACCUCAGCUAUUUUUUUGUGUGUGUCUGCGUUGAAACGCACACAUUGAUUUAGAUUUCAUAGUUCGUAGGUUGUCGGAGGUCCGCGCUUAUUGAAAAAAAACUGCGCCUCAUCCCUCUGCUGUGUAAGUUCUCAGAUACGAUGAAUUCAGCUUGAAUCUCCAAUAAAUCACAGGUCCACAGAAGCUUGAAAGAGAAAAGGAAUAUGUCUAAGGGAUUGAAACGGUUUCUUUGUUUGUUUACAUCAAACAUGAAACGUGUAAAUCAUCUUACAGUGAUGCCCAGACAUUUUUGAGCCUUUUUGUUUUGAUGCUAACAGUUUGUCAUGAAGCAAAUGCUGGAUAAUUAUUCAUACAGAUUUCAACAAUAACAUUUGUUGAUGUGAAUUUUUCUGCCUCGCUCCACAAUGUUUGUCGUGUGUGUUAUGUUUGUGGUCACUGUGUUGUCUUAUGAAAACUGAACAUCAGCGUUUGUACCAUGUAAUGUACGAGGGUUAUACACAUGUUAGGCAUAGACAAUUCAUUAUAGUAGCUCCUAUGUUAUAUAAAUGUAGAGGAUCCACUUUACUUUGUACCGUCUUUCUUUACAAGUUGACAUCUCUGAAGCCUUACACUCUUCCAGUACUUGCCACAUCAAACUGUAUUUAUCACUUUUGCCUUUUGUGCCCUCCGAAAACAAAGCUGCUGCAUUUACAAGGUUUAAUUGCACUUGCACCAAAUACUUUUACUGUAUGCAUAAAAAACAUUUCGUUCCACACUGCAGUGUAGACGUCUCUACGGAUUCCAAAUGUGACACUGACACUUAUUUAAAAAGCUGAACUGCAACUUAAAAACAAAAUCGGCAACAAUACUUUCCUGUAGUCUCACAAAUAUCUACAACACUUAAGCUUCGCAGAUCCAGUCGUGGGUUGUGAUGGAAGUACCUUGUAAGUGAGAUCUUGAAUCGUCUGAUUGAUGACAUUCCUUAUGAAUUUAGUUCCAAUGCCUUUUGGAAAUAUUUUAUGGUCUUUGUAAAAUCAUGGAAGACUUUUUGGUGACUUCUGUUGGCACUUUUCAGAAAGCGGAUCCAGUCUGGUUCGACCCAAAGUUUCAAUUAUGUAUCCCUCUGUCUCAUUGUAAAAUCUUUUCUUUUUGAAGCGUACAAUCUUCUUUUAAAAUAAAUAAAUAAAUGUUCACUUUUCUCACCCAGUUUAUAUACAUGACGAUUGCACACGGUCACUGAGACAAAGUCAGGGUUUUCUAAGAAUGUCUUUUGUCUGUAGCACGCCAGUAAAAAAUCUAUUUGGACUGAACAGAAACCUUUGGAACAGUUGAGGACACUGUUGGAUGAGAAAGCACUCAAAAUACUUGUUAUGCUGCACAGCCUGCCUUUGAAAACUAUGUUGUAAGUCAUUAAAAGAAACUAUUAAAUGAAUGUAAAUUAAA